AUGGCCUCUCCAGGUCACCCAAAUGGGCACCUUGAAGCGACUGCCAGUCGUGAGGUAGUCUACUGCCAUGCCUGUUCUAAUGAAUGGCAUCGCGCGGACCACGGAUUAGUAUGCCCCGAUUGCAGCAGCGAGGCCACGGAAAUCAUAAGCUCAGAUAGCGAUCCUCGAGACUUUAAUGACGGCUCGGCGUCGACAUCACCCGAACUUCAUGACCCAUACCAUUUCCACCACGAACAUGACCACGACCACGACCACGACCACGACCACGACCACGACCACGACCACGACCACGACCACGAUCAUGGUGACGAACAUGACCACGGCCAUGAUUCAGACCCCGACGAAGCUGAUAUAGAAGAACACAUGGGCCCACAUGGCUUUCAUUACCGCCGCAGUGUUAGGGAUCGACCAGGCUUUCCUCAUCAUGAACCCGAUGUCGACCCGGUAUUUGAACGCUUUAUUGGCUUGAUACACGAUUUGUCACCACCACCACCGCCGCGCAGAACAGGAGGGCCUGGCAUGUUUCAGCAACAACGAGGAGGCGAGGAGGGUCGAUUUGGAGGCCCGCAAAUCCAUCGCGCUACAUUCACGAACGGCAGUGGCAGUGCGUCUGUCACCAUUUUCUCUGGGCCAUCUUCGGGAUUUUUUUCCUCGGGGGGGUCCCCUCCAUACGACCACCAUGGCGAUCCGUUUCAAGCAUUCUUUAACAACGUUCUGCGCGAUGCGGCGCCUCCAGGAGGUGGUCGGGAGGCAGGGGGCGGCCACUCUCCAGGAUUUGCGCGAGGACUACAGGAGAUUUUGAAUCUAUUCAAUCCGGCACACGCCAUCUCAGGAGACGCCGUCUAUUCUCAGGAAGCUUUGGACCAAAUCAUCACAAACCUUAUGGAAGCGCAUCCGCAAUCAAACGCUGCACCGCCAGCGUCGACCGAAGCGCUUGCUAAUCUGAGCCGACGACCUGUGGACGCUUCAAUGUUGGAUGGUGACUCAAAAACCGAAUGCACCAUCUGUAUUGAUGAUAUGAAGGUGGGUGACUUGGCCGCCUUCCUACCUUGUAAACACUGGUUUCACGAAGCAUGCGUCGUUUUAUGGCUCAAGGAACACAACACAUGCCCGGUUUGCCGAGCGUCUAUUGAAAAGAGUGGCGACGACAACAGCGGUAUAAAUGCAAACGGAAGUGCAAAUGCACCCGGCCCUAGUGCAUCAGGGCCAUCACAACCGGAUGAUCAAUCUGGGAUUGGGCUGGACCGUAGCGGCCCGCUUCCAAUCCCUGGCCCCCGACCAUCCCAGCUCUCUCGGCCUCCAAGUCAAAGCCAGAGCCGGCUGAAUGAGGCCAUGCGAAGCAUCUCAUCGAGACAGCAGGAGCGGCAACAGCAACAAGAGCGUGAGCGUGAGAGGCAUCGUGUCUGGGGUGUCUCGUCUCCAGCAGAGCGUCAGCGAGACGAAAGAGAGCGAGAAAGAUCUCGGAUAUGGGGCGUACGGUCUUCAUCAGGCUAUGAUACUUCACGAAUGCAGCGCCGAAGCUCACGAAACUCUCUUUCCCCAACGAGCCCUAGAAUGACUGUUGCGGAUUACAGAGAGCGUCAGAGACAGGACAGUCCGCCACAAAACAGCCGCCGAGACGGAGAUAACGCUGAUACUGGUCGACAAUCUGCUACCUCUGGAGCUCUAAACUGGCUUCGGGAUAGAUUUACCGGCGGAGGUUCAAGAGACGACUCCAACCGCGAUGACCGUUGA
Messenger RNA from Trichoderma gamsii, 1734 nucleotides. RefSeq lists its product as hypothetical. Lineage: Eukaryota; Fungi; Ascomycota; Sordariomycetes; Hypocreales; Hypocreaceae. The record is from RefSeq and is a predicted model, not a curated record. The transcript has 3 exons. Bases 1 to 1734 code for a protein of 577 amino acids.